AUGUGUUUCUGUAAUUGUUCCUUUAUCUAUAAAAAAUUAGCCUAUCUACAUGCAUUAACUGGUUUUCUUGAAAUGGUUUUUGGUAUUGUACGUCUAGCAAUAUUCUUUACGCCUACUAGUACAGCCGCUAAUACUCGUAAACCGUACAGUCAGAAAUAUGUGGCCGCAUUUAUCAUCGACUGGAUAAGUUCCAUUGUUCCAACAUUAGUCGGUUUAUUAGUUACACUUAUUAUUCUUGUUAUCUUAUGGAAACUUUGUGCUCUCUGUAUCAAUACUUACAAUAAACAAAAAGGUAAACAAAAUCAAAAUAUCGACACUAGUGGAACAUUACGAAAAUUAAUACGAAACAAAGCUCUUCGCCGUUUUAUAAUAGCUGAUUGUAAUUGUCCUUGUUACAAAGCAAGACCAAAACUUCGUUUUCAAAUGCGUUUUGGUUUAUUACUUGUAUUUUUCAUAUUACGUAUUGUCGCGAUAGCACUUUAUGCAUCAUCAACUGAUGGCGAUGGUGGAAUUCUUGCUACCCUUUGUGCUAUUUCACUAAUAUUUCUAUUCAAUACUCUUUGGUUGGACCUUUAUCGUUACUGUGUUUGGUGGCAUUAUUCACCUUCAGGCGAUACUCGUUGCCAUUUACGAUCAAAACAACAUGAACGUUAUUUACCAUAUCAUAUGGUUGGAGAAUAUCGUGAUCCACGAACAUUAGGCGAUCGACCAUGUACAGACAAACCUUGUCAUAAAAGAACACUUGAUCAUAUUGCUGUUUUUCAUUCCAAUGAUUAUCAACCACAAGAUCGAUGGCGAGAUAUUCCCAAACCACCAUAUCAAGCUGUAUCAAAUGAAAAGAAAUUCUUUUGUUGGAAAUCAGAUGAAAUUGAUAAUCAACCUCAUUAUAUUGGUUUUCAUACAACUGAUCCAGAAUCAGCUAUUUCUAUAGCUCAUAGUCAAUUUCGUCCGGGUAAAAAUGGAUGGCUUGGUCCUGGAGUUUAUUUUGCUCGAUCAAUCGAAGGAACAAUUGGAAAAGCGAAGAGUUCGGGUGGUGCUACUAUUAUUGCUGAGAUUCGAAUGGGAAAAGUCUAUCAUGUUGAUCGAGAUCAUAUAGCAAACAAUCAUCCGAACUUCAAAAAGGAAAUAUAUGAGUAUGUUCAUCAUGGAGCCUGGCAAAAAGAUAAUGAUACAUGUUACAUGAUUCAUCAUGAUGCUUUCAGAGAUGAAUUUGCUAUUAGAGAUGCAGACAAACAAAUCGCUAAAUGGGUUAUGGUGAUCGAUCAACAGUUUGAUUCUAAAGUUGAAGAUUACGAACUUAUUACAGAGUUUGAUUCUACCAGAUGCUUUUGUAUUUAA
Molecule: messenger RNA, 1338 nt
Organism: Rotaria sp. Silwood1
Lineage: Eukaryota; Metazoa; Rotifera; Eurotatoria; Philodinida; Philodinidae
Source: the annotation of a GenBank genome assembly